AUGCCGUUCGCCGAUGAAAUGAAUGUCACCUGUGAAGCUGACAGCAACUCUCCAGCUAAUGAAAAAUUGAAUAGUGCGCUGCCCGAGACGGCGAAGAUGGCGGCGAUUCAGAGAGUGGUGGAGAGAGUGGGGGAGACGGCGCCUGGCGCGCUGCGGGGGCUGGCGCCGCCGCCGCUGGUGAUGGUGGACGUGCUCUCGACGAUCAUAACGGCGAGUGUGCUGGUGACGAUGCUGGCGGUGAUCAUCAUUGCGGCGAUGGCGGCGGAAGUGGAACAGCAGCGACUGAAUGUGGUGGAAGACAGGGAGGGGGCGGCGCCGGCGCCGGGCGAGUCUCUCGGUGGCUGACGAGAACACGAGGUGGCAAGGCGCGAACUUGGGCAACACAACGGAGGAGGAAGUGUUAACACAACAGGGAGCGGAUAAAUAGAGUUCCCAAUUAAAUAUUAUAUUUUUAUCCUUGUACGAUAUCGAAUUAUAUUAUCAGGAUAUCGAGGUUUUAAAUAUAUUAAAUAAUAUAAUGAAUUUGAAAAGGUUCAUUAAAUUUAAUAUUCUAUGGUAAUUGACUUCAAUCAGGGCUUGUUUUUCAAAAAUUGACAUUGUCGUAAUAAAUGAAUAUCACGAAAACAUCGGGUUUGUAUUUUAAAAUUCGAAAUGUGUCAUAAAGGAAAUUAAAUUCAUUGCGACAGAAGUGAGCAUUUAGUGAAGAAAUCACAAUAGGAGUGCAGUAUGAUGACAGUGCCCAAGUUUUAAGGCCGUACCCGAAAUAAAUGAUUUGAUGGAUAGGUGAUUAUGAAAAUAUGAUAAGAAAAUUAAGUGAUCGUGAAAAGAGAAGCAGGGAC
Molecule: messenger RNA, 839 nt
Organism: Gryllus bimaculatus (two-spotted cricket)
Lineage: Eukaryota; Metazoa; Arthropoda; Insecta; Orthoptera; Gryllidae
Source: the annotation of a GenBank genome assembly